Molecule: messenger RNA, 11602 nt
Organism: Parus major (Great Tit)
Lineage: Eukaryota; Metazoa; Chordata; Aves; Passeriformes; Paridae
Gene: KCNK12
Product: potassium two pore domain channel subfamily K member 12
Exons: 2
Coding region: 1-1248 (415 amino acids)
Biological process (GO): potassium ion transmembrane transport; stabilization of membrane potential
Cellular component (GO): membrane
Molecular function (GO): potassium ion leak channel activity
Source: RefSeq, a predicted model, not a curated record
AUGAUGCCCCCGCGGGGGGCGGUGGGCUCCUGCCGCCGGCGGCGCCUGGCGCCCCUCAACGAGGACAACGGGCGGUUCCUGCUGCUGGCCGCCCUCAUCGCGGCGUACCUGAGCGCCGGCGCCACCGUCUUCUCGGUCCUCGAGAGCCCGUCGGAGGCGGCGGCGCAGCUCCGCUGGAACCGGACCCUCCACAACUUCAGCCGCAUCUUCAACAUCAGCCUGCCGGAGCUGCGCGCCUUCCUGCGGAGCUACGAGGCGGCCAUGGCCGCGGGCAUCCGCGUCGACGCCCUGCGGCCCCGCUGGGACUUCCCCGGCGCCUUCUACUUCGUGGGCACCGUCGUCUCCACCAUAGGUUUUGGAAUGACCACACCAGCAACCGUGGCUGGAAAAGUAUUCCUCAUCAUUUAUGGCCUUUUUGGGUGUGCCGGGACUAUCCUCUUCUUCAACCUCUUCUUGGAGCGCAUCAUCUCCCUCCUGGCAUUUAUCAUGAAGGCGUGCUACGAGAGACAGCUGCGAAGAAGUGGUCUCCUACCUCCCAACUUCCGAAGGGGGCCAGCGGUGUCCGGGGUGGGCAGCCUCGUGGGCUGGAAGCCGUCCGUUUACCACGUGAUGCUGAUCCUGGGAAUUUUUGCUAUUGCCCUUUCCUGCUGCGCCUCCGCCAUGUACACGGCAGUGGAAGGGUGGAACUACAUUGACUCCUUGUAUUAUUGCUUUGUCACCUUCAGCACCAUUGGCUUUGGAGAUUUGGUAAGCAGCCAAAAGGCUGUGUACCAACAUCAGGGAUUAUACAGAUUCGGGAACUUCAUGUUUAUAUUAAUGGGGGUAUGUUGCAUAUACUCCCUUUUUAACGUCAUCUCAAUUGUAAUCAAACAAAUUUUGAACUGGGUGUUGAAAAAAUUCGAAUGCAGAUGUUGCCCAAAGUGCCAUAAAUCCAGUACCCGCCUCAGCCGUCGCAACGCCAUCACCCCAGGAGCCCGCCUGCGCCGCCACAACGUCGCCGUGGACACUGACGGACAGUACGACAGUGACACCGAGGGCAGGAGGCUCUCUGGAGAGAUGAUCUCCAUGAGGGAGCUCACAGCCUCCAGUAAAGUCUCCCUGGCCAUUUUGCAGAAGCAGUUGUCCGAGACAGCCAAUGGCUACCCGAGGAAUGUCUGUAUCAAUACGAGACAGAACGGUUUCUCUGCGGGGGUGGGGGCUCUGGCCAUCAUGAACAACCGCUUGGCAGAAACAAGUGAUUCUAGGUAGAGUUUUUGGAAUUCCUUUUGUUUCUUAAAUAAAAAUAAAAUGGUGGUUAGGGUGGAAUUACCACAUAAGCUACUGGAAGGUUUUACAUGUCAGAGACAGCCUUGGUAUUGAUUGGGUGUUCAGCAUUUUACUUCCUGGGGGUUUUAUAAGUUUUCUCUAAUAUGCUGUGAGAUCUUUACCAUUAUGUUACAAUUUUCCCCUAAGGGGGUUUUAAAUGAGACUUGGAUGUCUUUGAUGCAGAAUCUGGUGCAAUUACAGAAGGAUGGUGUGUAUGGUUAGGAUGGUGUCAAAACCAACAUGUUCUUCAGAACGGAGCCUGAACACAAACUCUGUGUUAAAAGGCAUGAAGUGGGCAAGCUGGGCUCUGGAUUCAAACAUGGGCUUGGUAAGUUUUGGCUAACCAGUAUCUCACAGUUUGCUGAGGUCUGGGUCUGGCCCUGAGCCUGGUACUCAGUGCUCUUCAGCAAUUCCUCGUAGCAGUCCUCUAUAUGACAUGCCCAUAGGUGACUGUCGUCACACCAGCUUUAGGGUGACUGUGCUUCACUUCAGUAAUCCCAGUGACUUCAGUGGCAGAGGAUGGAAUGGGCUGAACCCCCCUCCUACAAAUGGUGGAGUUCAGCCAGGCUUGUCUGAAAGACCACCUGCCACCUAACUCUUAAAAGUCAGGGGAUUAUCAAGGACCACGUUGAAGUGUACAAAACUUUUCCUACCUACUGAAUAACAGAAAACAGGCAAUUGUCAUCUUCAGAACUGGCUUCGUUUAAUGCAAGAGAAGCCGGUAUGCACCUCUGGUGUCAAAUGUUUGCAUCACCACAAAAAUGCUUACUUCAUUACUUUCUCAUUGAAAUAAGUCACUAAAAUGAAUGUAGGCUCUCUGUUGUCCUAAAUUUGCAUCUCUUACUUCUGCAGUAUUGUUGCAGAGAUUUGUGCAAAUAAUUUCCUUGCAGUUCUUUGAGGGCUCCAACCCUGGAUUUGUUUCCCACAAUUUUGACUGUGCAGGUUGUACAGAAGGGCAUUGCUUUGGACUUCCCCCAGAAGCUGGCUUCCCCAGAAUGUUGAUACCAAGUCAUAAAUUGGACUUUAGCUGUUGCUGCUACCAUCUUAAGCCAUAUUUAACCUGUGCUAGCCCAAUCCACUGAAGAGCCAAAAGCAAAUCUGGUCUAGAGUGUGUAGUUUAGCAUGACAAGGGGAUGCAGAGGAUUUGCUGCAAACCUCAUUCAAAAAUUCACACACAGCUCUGGAUCAUUUCUCUAAAUUCUCUCAAUUACACUGUGAAGAUGAUAAAACGACUUCUGCUGAUUCCAAACAAGAAACAAACCCUUAAGCUUAUAUUCUGAGAAGCCUUCUCUCGAAAACUUACUGGAAAAUUGUAGGCAAGACCAUGAGUGUUGCUAGAGGACACAAAAUGAUUCACACAAACAUCUCUCAGUGUCAGAACAAAAAACUGUCCCUUUAUUCUCUGGCUCCAGUAUUUAUAGAUUCUCAACAAUGACCAGAGAUUGGAUAAUUAUGUUACCACCUUCCCAAUCACACUGGUCAUGAGAAACGUCCAUCAAAAGAUGCUUCUUGGAAGGAAUGUGAUAAACAACUUAGGUUUAUGUUAUUUUCAUGUGAAUGUAACUAAAACUAUGAAAACAGUAUCAGAAGGCUUCAGUUUCCAGGGCGACAUCUCACCCUUUCUCCUUUAAAAAAGAAAAAGAAAAAAGGAAAAAGAACAAUAUUCUAAACAAUCAGAAGGCUCUAGUUUCAGGGUGAUACAUGAGUAGUAGGUUGGUCACUGAAUAAAUUGAACAAGCUGAUAAACACAAAUUAGGAAUAUUAGAAAUGUUUGAAAAUAUUUCCAUGAAAUUUUAUAUAGAUAUUUUACUCUAUUUACUUACUUUGUUUUGCAUGGGGUUGGAGUAACCAUCAUUUUUGCUUUCUUUUAAAUCUGUAGAAGUGUAAAAUGUUUUGGAAUUUACCCUUGGAAAACCAACUUUAAAUUGGAGGUUUUGCACACCUGAGCCUGCCAGCUGAAUUAUGGUGUUGAAUGUAUCUUUUUCCUAACCAAAAGGAAUCAGAGCUGGAGAUAAACCAUCACACAUGGGUCUGUAUCACACUGUAAAUGUCACAGCUUUUAUCAAGAUGUGUUUGGCCAGAAACAAGCAGUGAUGAUUGUAACGUGUUUCCAGCUGGCACAGACUCACACUUAAAAUGCUGUGAUAUGGUAGGGGCUGCAUUCAAGAGGCAGGAGUUUUCUUGGUGGUAGAGAGACUUCUCAAGGUCCAUCUGUCGGAGUGCCUGACUGUCUGUGCACUCAUCCUCUUUAAGGAGGCAGGAGGAGGUGUUUGGGGCUCCUUUUGAAGCCCACUGAAAGAUAAAUUUAGGCAGGAUGUACAGGGACAGACAGUCUGGAGAAGACUCUGACUGCUGGAGGACCCAGUUCAGGCAGGUGCCUUCCAGAGAUGCAAGGGAAACAGCACAGGCAGAGAGCCAAAAUAAUGAAAAUUUGUUAUAGCCCCUUGGGAUUAUCCCCACAGGUAAAUCUCUUACAAUGAUGAUUUAUGUGUUUGUUUAUCAAAAGAGUGAAUAGUACCCUGCUUUUUUUUGCAGCCCGACCUCUUAGGGUUGUAUCUUGGUGCAUUUGUCAUCAUGAGGACUAUUACUCAUUAGAACUAUUAUAUAAAUCAGGGCAGACAGGCUCUGUCCCAGAGGGCUUGAACAGCUAGGGCCCCAAACCACAGCAAGAAUUACCUGUUUAUUAUUUCACUCAUAAAAACUUGCUCAAAUGUAUCAACAUUCUGUGAGCUCAAGAACUCUUAUUUUUUAUGGUAACAAAUUUGCAAAUUAAGGAGGCUUUUUAUUUUCAGUGAGUUGUUUUAAAGGAUAAAUAUUACAGCUAUGAUUAGGAUCCUGUUUAAACUGUAAAUCUGUGAAUUGUUUUCAAACUACUUAUUCCAGCCUGACAACUACAGUGAAGUAAUAUGAAAUUGUACAUACCUCCUCUGUACUUUUUCUGGGUCCAGGCAAAGGCAGACACACAGUCUGCUGUUACAUGAUUGAAAUGUUUCCAAGUCUCUCUGGUGCCAUCAGUCACAGGGGUGCCUUUGCAGGAUCCUUUGCAGUUCUUAUUAGCUCCAGAGGAAUUUGGACCAACUCUUAGAGCUGGGCAUCUCAAGGGAUUUGGGCAUCAGAUUGCUGCUCUGUUCACUUAGAUCUAAUGUUUACUUACACCCACGGACCUUGAUAAUCUCCACUGUGCUUCUCCUUAGCCUCAGAGGCAUAGAAAGUGCAUGCUCAGUUAUUUACCAGUGCAGGUCACAUAUCCCUAGAAGUUGACAUAAAUCAACCACAGGGAGCACCAGGCCAUAUCUAAGUCCUGUAAAAACCCCAAACACAUCUGGCUCAGCAAAGCUCAGUUUAUGAGAGAGUCAGAGCACAGUGACCUGGGUCUCACUGGGAAGCAUCUGCUGAAGGGUGGCCUUACAGUUCCUUCAUAUUCAGUAGCAGAAGUAUUUUUCAAGGAUGCAUGGAAACAAAGCUCCAAAUCUCUACUUUUCAGGCUGCCAGCCCUACCUGGGCACCCAUCACCCCUGUGCAUGACAAAAUGAGCCAAGAGGACAUAGGAGGUUUGAGAUGAGUCUUUCCCAUCCCUUGUGCUCUUCCUUUAGCUUUUCUUUUUUUUCUUUUUAAUGUCAACUCCUCUUCGAACUUUUAUUGUGCAUGGUCCAACUCAGAUUCCCCAGGGCAGCCUGCUCCAUUUGUGAAUUAACCCCUAAACAUGCACCAGUUGCACCAAGUGCAGUUCCUCCUGGUGUUUCAUUUUCACAGACAAAGCAGAUACCAGCAAUACCUGGACACAGACUGAAGCACAAGAAAUCAGACGGAAAUGGGAGGAACAGAGUGGGAAAGUGAAAGCACACUGCACUAGAUUGCACUUUCUUUGCAGGUAACUUGGGAGUUGUAUUACAUCCUUCAAAUGUUUUUUGUUUUUUCAGAAUUAAUUAUGGAUAGCCUUGAAAGAGUAUGGUUGACUUGGGUUUUAAAAGUUCGUCUUCCCUGGUACAACCCCCUCUGCACCACUUUGUAGAGCAGCAGCUGUAACUCUGCUUUACACAGACCAAACAUCCCAGCUGCCUGCAGGCAGCACAGACCUGAGCUCAGACCCUGUCUCCCAGAUAGGUCUUUUGCUGCCUGAGCCCAGGGAAGAGCAAUCAGGAGCAGCAGAAAGCUGCAGGAAUUAGAGGACUUCUCUGUGAGCUGGCCCCUGGUGAGAACAGCAGUGGCACGGGUGUGAGCUGCUUGGACAAAGGAGAUACCACAUUCACCUGGCACCUGCACUAAUACCUUGCAGAUGAAAAUUAAAACUUAGGUGAGAAUUUAUGAGCAACAAUGACCAAGUUCAAGUGACAUCUUCUCUUAGCCCUGGAGGUCAUCCACAAAGAUUAAUUUCUUGUGAAACCUGUAGCAUUUGGCAAGUCACUACAUUGAACUCUCGGGGUUUGUUUUCCCCAUGUGUGUCUUGGACAAAGUUUGGAGUCACAGCAAGAUGUCAUCUGGUUCUCAUUGUUUUCUUCCCAUCUGCAAACACAGUUCUCACUUUGAAAAAAUUCAAGUGGCUCUUUAUUUCCUUGCAGUGUGAAGGACAACCUUCAGACCAUGUAGAUGUUCAGAGCAGUCUCAGUGAGCUCAGCCACAGACAGCAGUGUCUGAGGGACAAGGAUGUGCUUUGCCUCCCUGCUGAAGCAGCAUUGCACAGCAAUGCAUACAAAGGUUCUUUAGGCAAUUACCAGCUCUGGUUGCAAGCAGAAUUACUGGUGGAAGGCAGGAAUCCUACUAGAGCUCUCUGGGGCUGCCCUGUGCUGUGCUCAGGUUACCCAGAAGUGCCCCCAUUGAUGUGGUGCUGCUGUCCCAGCACAGCUCCAGCCCUGGCCUCCAGUCUUUUCUCCUCCCCAGCUUUCUGUGGGUGAAAAUUUGAGUAUACCAUGACCAUUUACCCCUAUUUCAGUCAUGCCUUGCUGCUGAAAGACUUUAGCAGCAGUGGAGGUCAUAUAGCCAAGCAUGUGGGCUCAGUAUAAACCUGAUUGCCUGUGUGGGAUGAAUUUAUGACUAUAUGGAAAUCAGCUGUAGCAAUGAGACCAUUCUCACAUUUUAGUAUUUUUCUAGCCUUUAACUUGAAAAAUAUUCAGUGGCAAAUCAUUUCAGUGAAUGUUCAGAGCUAAUCUCAACAAAGCCAUACUUUGCUGAUUGCUAGCCUAGCAAAUCUGUGGGUAUGGCUGCUGCUCUAAUUGGAUUACUAAUGUGCCUUUCCAAACCAACACACAUCUGCAGUGUUACAUUUAAAUAAUACAGUAAAUGCUGUGUUACAUAAUAAAUUCAAUUAGGAAAAAUUACUACUUGACUCACACAAAAUAAGUAAUGAAGGGUGCAUUGCACAUUGUACAACCAAUAUGCAAUUUAUUUUUUUUUCCUUUUUUUUUUUUUUUGUGAAUACAUCCAUGUUUGAGCUCAAAUUAUGCUUUCAUGAAUGCUAGGGAAAGAGAAGCACUACAUUGUGGAAAAUAAGGGAAAGUAUGCAUUUUGUAGCAAUGCACUGAGGAAGGACUGCUUUAGUUUACAUGGCCACAGCCUGAGUACAGCUACCAAUGAAGACACAUAUCUUUUUUUCUUUCUCUCUCUGUUUUCUAAAUGGGUAACAUCCACCCCCUUUAAUUACAAUAUCUCUUUAAACCCCUCAAAAAGAAAAUGCAAUUGCCCUACAUUUUGCAUUGGCAAGAAGAGGUCUAAGGUCAAAUCCAAACUUUCAACUCUAAGGAUCCAGAGUGUAGCUUUGAAGUGGGGCUGCAGAUGUGCAGCCUUCAAAUGUGUUGUGCUUCAUCCUUCCCUGGAAAAAAAAGAGGGAGUAAAUACAGAUACAGUUUACUGCAAAUUACCCAAAAAAGUCUGGCAAUCUGGCAUGGGGGAAAAAACUACAGCAAGUGUGCUGUUAUUGAGAAAUGAAAAGCAUGGGGAAAAGGAGAGGCUUAGAAGUGUUCUCCAGCAAAUCCAGCAGAAAACCAAAGACUUACUUUGCAUUUGCUCCUGCAUUUAUUCCUCGUCACACAAUGUUGUGACACUGUCACCCCCCCAGGGAGCUCCUGUUGUGUUGUGGGCUCAGCUACCUCCUCUGGAACAUGGAGAGAGGUGUUUUGUGAGACACAGGGGAGAAGGGACCACACCAUCUUCAUUCAGCACUGAUUUUAGGAAGUCAAUUGCCCAGCUUUUACUGGAGAGCAGCCAUUCUGGUCCCUUAGAGCGAUGAUCCAUAUUUUGGGUGUAUCAGAGGUACAGAUUCCCAUACCUCCAAGUCCUCCUAGUCCCAGGGCCAUGUCAUGCCCAGGAAUGUCCCAGCCAGCUCCCAAGCCCAGACUUGGCAUGAGGAUGUAGCUGGGUUUGAAAGUGUGUAACAUCCCAACAUCCCAUCAUCAACAUCCCAAGUGUUUUCAGGAUCAGACCUUCAGCAGGUGAUGCUUUUCCAAACCUAAGGAAUACAAAGGUGUCCCCAUAUUCCUUUUGUACUUUGCAGACUCUAGGAAUACUUUUUAAAGCCAGGGAGCCAAUGCAAAAUUAAUGCUUUUAUAAUAACACACAUAAACAACGUGAAAAAAAUUCCAGUAUUUCUGACAAUGUGCAAAUCAAACACAAGGUUUUCUCAAUGGAUAUAAUUUCCUAUUACAUGCAAGUAAAAUUAAGUCCAGGAAAUUUUUGCUCCUAGUAACAUCCAUGGGCUGUACAGGCAGUGCAAGAAUUCAGUUCCAGUUUUAUUGUAAAACCUCAGUAUCUGAAAGCACAUCUGAAAAAAUGAUUGGGGGGUUGUUUGUGGGGGGAUUUUUGUGUGUGUAAACAUUGUUUAUUUACAAAAAUAAAAAUGCUAUAAUUCUACAUUUACAAACCCAUUUUUAGGUCACUAGAAUACUACUUUGUUGAAUACUCUCAGCAAAAAUAUUUGUUCUAAAUUUCCAGCCAAUUUAAAUUACUUGAGUUUCAAGAUAACCUGUUGAAAAGUAUUCCUGUUUCUUUUGUUUCUUUUUGAAAGGGCACAGAUCAAUAGAUCUCUUUAGCUGAGCUGGCAUUGUUGUCUCCUACUACAAACCUCAAAAUUUUAAUUCUGGAGAUAAUUCCCCUGUUUGUUUGUUUGUUUUUUCCUCAUUUCUGCAUUGAAUUCUAGAAGGAAUGACCAGUUUUGUGCUGUCUUCUGGUUGGUAUCACUUUCCCUUUUGCAUUGGUUGCAAAUAGCUGAAAUAUUAACACCAGCAAAUGUUCCCAGACACACCAAAAUUAGUCUCUUUCUGAAUGCUUUUCUUUUUUAUUUUUUUUAAAAUCUAAAAUCUGAUUGUAAAAUAUACCAUGGUUAAAAUUAGAAAAUUGAAUAUUUUUCCUACCAACAAAAUUGCUUGACAUGAAUUCUGUGAAGGAUGAUAAUGAUUCAGUUUUUGUGUGAAAAGGCCUGCCUAUUUCAUUUUCCCAUUUUAUCUGUUUCAAUUUCUGAAAGCCAGAAGUAUGUAAGUCCCAUCUGAAAAAUGCCCUAUGCUGCACAUUUGCUCCUGUGAAUGGAGAUUUUAGAGGGACUGAAACCGAGCCUGCCUGAUUGCUGCAAACGGAAUUGCAUGUGUAAACCUUCAAAACCUGAAUAUUUGUACCUGUUUGGCCAUUGCAAACCAAGGGCAUGCUAAUGCAAUUUCAAUUCAAGCAAAGGAACAUAAAUCACAGGGCUCAACUGGCUGCUAACCACUUUUAUCAAAAAAGGCCACUACAGGGCCAAGGAUGGACUCUUGAUACACAACCAUGUUAUUUUGGGGGUUGGUUUGGUGGCUGGGAGUUGGCACUGGGGUGGUUAAAGCAGCUUGGCUGGGUAGAUCCAGGCAGUUCCCUUUGCUGAGCCUCAGGAGAUGUUUGCCAGUACUAAAAAAGUGAAGAAAAAAAAAUGGACAUAGCCUUGAGCCUCCCUUGAGGAGCACAGCAAAGUGCUGCAGCCUGUGCUAGGCUGUUUCUGGCCACCUUUGAGCCCUCAGUCCUUCCUGGAACUGGAGAGUUUGGGACACAGGUGCAGCUGUCGACUCAGUCUUCUCUCUGCAGUGCCUCUGCACUGGCAAAGCAGCAAUCCCACUGUGAUCCUGCUCAUAAAAUUGAUAGAUUUGUAUAGACUUUCCAUAUGAUGACAGCGUAUAUAAAUAUUGUAAGAUGAAUCAAUUACCGAGUCUGGCUAUAUUUGCUAAGAGAUCUUUAUCGGUAAAAACAAGAAAAAUUGUCUCACCAGUUCAGUGAAUCAACAAAAGAAAGUGGUGUUCUGAACAGAAAGUAAGGUGCUAAAAUAAACAAUUGGACCCCAAUGCUCAGGCAUGUGUCACAAAAUUAUCGUUCUUUUCCAAUGCUCAAUGCACCUGCGUCUUUUGGGAAAAGCCUUGGUUUCUGCCAGCACCAGGGCAUGCAAGGCUUCUAUUUUCUUUAAGAAAGCAAAAUGUAUCUGAGGACAUGCCUUGGUCUGCACAGUGCUCAGGGAUGGGCUUGCCUCCAUCCCCACAUUUAAGCCUGCUUGUGGACCAUAAAUACUGGUCCAGUCCCCAGCAGAAAAUGGACAGAAUGGCCCUGCCUUGGGGACUCUGGUUUUUGGAGAGCAGUUGAAUGUCAUGGCAAACCACAGCUGCCUCCUCCAGCCAAGCCCCUGCCAGGGUGGGAUCCAUCCCACUGCCAGCCCCUGGUCUGGAGCCAGGGAUCCUACUGCCAGGAGAGUGGUGCAAAUCAUCAACGAUGUGCUCUUAUCCCUGCCUUCUUAAUGGGCUAAAAACAGUGAAAAACAGAGAGAUCAUUUUCUAUUUUAAUGAUCAAAAGGGUGUUGCCCAUUAUUCACAGCCUAUACACAAGAUGUUAUGGCUUUCAAUUUUCCUGCACUGAUCAUUCAGUCCAUUUGGCAGCUGACCUUCAAGUGGUCAUGGUUUUUCAAAAAAAGGAGUAAAAAACCCCAAACAGAAAACCCAAACACCCUUUACCAGCAUUUCAGACAAGCAAAAUAAUCACGAAUGAGGUGGUAAGGAUCUCACAUGCAAAAGCUGUGAGCAGAGCUGCCUCUGUUUGCAGCAGCUAGAUGUUUUCACGGCAGGGGGAAAAGUUUGGGUUCAGCAGAGCAUCAGGUGGAUGUUUGGGGUGCUGGACAUUGCCCUGCAGACAGCUGCAGCACCAAAAUGGCACUUUUUGAACAAAUCUCUGCAUCUGUUUCUACACUGUUAGGGACAUUUCACGUGCCUGGUACUGAAAUCAGAGGAUGUUGGCCAGUGUUACACAAGCAACUUACUAUCACUGGUGCUUAUGGGUAUUAGCCAGGGACAUUUUUAACCACUAAGAGAAAUUUCAGCUGAGUGUUGGUCAGAGAAAAAGGAUAUUUUGCCAUCCUGCUGCAGCAGGGCCCAGUGCCUGACAUCACUCAACAUACUCCCAAAGAGUCGAACCACACAGAGAUUACCUAAAUAGGCCAAAUGAGAUGGUGGGGUCUAAGAAGCAAGUGUUCCUGUGGCUUGAAUCUGAACUUGGUUGAAUUGCAGGUAGUAAAUAGCCUAAUUAAAUAGAUGGAAUGACUUAAAUGCCUGCAGAAGUCAAAAGGAGAUGCAUGUAUUUUUCCAUCACAAUUUUGGCUGUGUUUACCAAGUUAAUAGGUGAAAUGAAGAAACAUAAGUUCCUCUAUUAGUUGUUGAUUUGAUUGUUGAUUGUUGACAAAUUGUUGAUUGGAAAACAUAGAUUUUUACUCUCUUUCAGAUAAUGCUUCCUUGCAAAACAUUAAACUGGAAUAAAUUUCAAGAUUGAAAUCUAUUUAAACAAGUGGCAGUUUUAAAAAUGCUUUAAUCCUGGGUUGACAGGAACUUAGCCUCCAAUUUAUACCAUAAUUGUGAGGGCUCUUAACAAAUCAGUCCCAUUGUUGAUGUCAGCUCAGGAUUUUUCCACUGUAAGAUCUCUGAAUGAAGAGGACUAAAAGCCAUAUACAAAGCCAAGCAAACACGGAUCACAUUUCUACUGGUUUGUUAUAUGCAGUUUGCAAACAAAAAUGGGUAUUUUGGGCUUGGCACCCCUUCAUUCACAGAAACAUGGAUCCAGGAGGCAGAGACAGCUGAGGUGCAGCUGCUUUGCAGAGCGGUGCAGAGGCAUUGGCAGAGGAUGUGUAGAGCUGGUGCUUAAGGAGGCUGCAGAAGAACCCACUGCUGGUGUCCAGGGAACAUUCCUGUGUGGUUUUUAAUGCCGUGAAACAUGAUCGAGUAUGGGUUCUCUACAUCUGGGAGGAUGUCAUAUUCCAGGUGACGUUUGGAAUGUUACAAUUAAGCUACUACAAAGGCUUUUGAAAUAAACAGGA